Aspergillus novofumigatus IBT 16806 is the source of this 1446-nucleotide messenger RNA. RefSeq lists its product as uncharacterized. The transcript is spliced from 3 exons. Bases 324 to 1268 code for a protein of 314 amino acids. Lineage: Eukaryota; Fungi; Ascomycota; Eurotiomycetes; Eurotiales; Aspergillaceae. The record is from RefSeq and is a predicted model, not a curated record.
GUUUGUGGGAUUUUUGUCUAAAAUGCUUCUUAUAAGCUCCACCCUCAGUGUGACCUAUAUAUAAAAGUUGUCCCCUAUCGAUGCUAACCCUUCCCUUAGUAGGCUGACUGUCAUGGUAUUAUAUUAUAUAAUGUCUUACUACUUUAGCAUUUAGGUCGUUCCAUCCGUCUUCGUCGUGUCGCAGUACCACGCGUCUAACUGCAGCCACAGCUUCAAUAUGACUCACUUCAAGUCAUCCUGCUCUGCCCUCAUCUUUUGUAUAGAGUAGUUCCGUUCCCAGUAUCGGCAUGUUAUCCCUGCAUUAUCUUACAAAUUGUCAUAAAAUGUCCACGCUUCCGAUAUCCGAGGACAAUCCAUUCCAGACUUUGAUUACUGAGACGAAUACUGAUGCGGCUCAGUUGCAGUCCUGCUACGAGGAUCACCGAGUAAAUCGAAAUGCACAGCAAGCUGCGAAGAUCCUGGUACCAGACUUCGCAGGCUGGAAUCUCGACGAGAUUUUAAUGCGCCUUGACGGCCCUGCAAAGGAAGAAGGGUUUGUUGAUCCGCGCAACUGCCUGGUCAUUUGGGCCCGGCCCCCUUCUCCAAUUCGCGAUCUUGUAAAGUUCGUGCAAAGCGAACUCAGAAGCGUUGCUCCGACCCUCUGGUUCAUGCCCUCCGAGAAUCUACAUACAACAGUACUGGAAAUAGCCCAUUCAUUGACCGAAGAGCAGAUUGAGAGUCUGGUAAAUACUCUGCAGUCAUCACAGAACAUAACCAGUGCAGAUAUUGCAGACUAUGCGUUUGCUCAUCGAACACGCCUUGUGAAGCCUAUGGUGGGCUUUGAUUCUGCAGCCAUGGCACUGACCUUUGUCCCAGCCGCUGGAGAAGCUUCAGAUGCGCAACGCAGUAUCGACGACGAGACCUACAGUUAUCAUCAUCUACGUCGUGAUAUAUUUGACAUGGUUCGGGCGGCUGGUAUCCCGGUUGCAUCGCGGUACAUUGUUCCUUCAGCCCAUCUCACCAUUGCUCGGUUCGUCACUCAGGACGGCUUCGUCAGACAAGGAGACGCAGUGGGAGAGGGACAUGUUGACCCUUCCAAGGUCAAGGAACUGAUUGAUAAGAUUGACGAAAUUAACCAGAAGCUGCAGGACGAAUAUUGGCCUAGUGAGAACGGAACAAUCAAGGCCGGCGGAGAGUGGCUGGUUGGCCAGGAAAAGGGCUUGGUCAUUCGCAGGGGUCGUCUGUGGUAUGGUGGUGGCGAUGAUGUACAGCUUGGAAAGGGCUAUUGAGCCUGAAUUAGUAUGAUACCUUUCUGUGGAUGGUCAUAAACACCAUCCUGAACGGAAAUGGACUGAAUAUACUUCUGUCUCCGUUCUAUGACAUAGAGGUUACUACACUCGGAGUCGAGUGUUUUAUGAAAACAGAUUCAAUGCAGGCUGUAUAAAGAGGAACAGGUCUAUCAUCGAG